CGAGAUUUUUGGAAUCCGUGUUAAAAUUUGGCAGCACUGAACAUUUACUUUGACAACUGUCUGUCAAAAAGUUUGCUUUUGCUUUUUUAUUUAAAAAAUUAAAAUUUAAUAAAACAAAGCUCUAAACAAAAUGAGAGAAAAAAAAAAAACAAACAAAAAAAAUCGUAGAAUUGUUCCUGUUUUACCUAUGCUUACUUAUGAUGCCCAAGGAGAUGACGAACAGAGAUCGCUGCCACACAUCGACAAUGGGUUCCAUUCCAAACUACCACCAGGAAUUCUACCACAUGGUUUGCCCACUAUGAAGGAAGUUGCAUCAGCCAUAACACCACUUGAACACAAAAAAGAACCUGAAGAGAAAAAUAAAUUAAGGAACUAUCGGAAGAACAAAAACAGAUGAUCAUCUUGUCGGCGGACUUUCAAAGGUUUGUUUUACCCGCUGGACGUGUCUUCGAAAGGGCUCUAUCUGAGAAUGUCGACAUCUACACCGAAUACAUUGGAGGUGGUGAUAGGAGUCAAACGAUGAGAGGACACAUGCUAGGUUGUCAUUGAAUCGAGAUUUCCACGAAGACCGAUGGUCUAAGAAUCGAUGCGUCACUUCAAUGGAUUGGCCAACACAUUUUCCUGAACUGGUUGUUGUUUCAUAUCACAAUCAUGAGGAGAGUCACAAUGAACCAGAUGGUGUUGUAAUGGUCUGGAACACAAAAUAUAAAAAACAAACACCCGAAGAUGUAUUCCAUUGUCAAAGUGCCGUUAUGUCAACAUGCUUUGCUAAACCAGCAGAGCACCUCUAAGUGCAACUGCACAUACGCAUCCAGUAUAUUGUUUGCAAAUGGUUGGCACACAGAAUGCAGACAAUGUGUUAUCGAUCUCAUCCGAUGGCAAGCUUUGCUCAUGGAGAUACACUGGAAUUGCAGCCACGGCAAUCGAACCCAAUUGCUAUCAGUUGCAUGUCCUUUCCAUCGAAUGAGAUUAACAAUCUGGUUAUGGGUAGUGAAGAUGGCAAUGUUUAUUAUGCUUAUCGACAUGGAAUACGUUCGGGUGUGUCUGAAGUCUAUGAGAAACAUUUGGGUCCAGUGACGGGAAUAUCAACUCAUCCAAAUCAAUCUACAACAGAUUUUGGUGAUUUGUUUCUUACAUCGUCCAUUGAUUGGACAAUAAAGUUAUGGAGUCUUAAGGACACUAAACCAUUAUAUUCAUUUGAAGAAAAUUCAAAUUAUGUUAUGGUCUCCAAUUCAUCCCGCCUUGUUCGCUUCUGUCGACGGCAGUGGUCGCCUUGAUUUAUGGAAUACCGAAGUGCCCUCGGCAUCGGUGAUUGUUUUUUUUUUUGUUUUGUGUAUGUAUGAUAAUGAAAAUUAGUAAAAGAGUAUUUACUGAGUAGGUACCUACUUAUGAAAAAAAAAAAAACAUGAAACAAAAAUGUUAAAUAAAUAUAUAGGUAAAUUUUGUCAAAAGCUGAG
Molecule: messenger RNA, 1457 nt
Organism: Episyrphus balteatus (marmalade hoverfly)
Lineage: Eukaryota; Metazoa; Arthropoda; Insecta; Diptera; Syrphidae
Product: cytoplasmic dynein 1 intermediate chain-like
Exons: 5
Coding region: 846-1277 (143 amino acids)
Biological process (GO): transport along microtubule
Cellular component (GO): cytoplasmic dynein complex
Molecular function (GO): dynein heavy chain binding; dynein light chain binding
Source: RefSeq, a predicted model, not a curated record